Messenger RNA from Saimiri boliviensis boliviensis (Bolivian squirrel monkey), 2628 nucleotides. It is a transcript of the gene SLC35E4, whose product is annotated as solute carrier family 35 member E4. The record is from RefSeq and is a predicted model, not a curated record. Lineage: Eukaryota; Metazoa; Chordata; Mammalia; Primates; Cebidae.
GCCAAGAGCGCGCGGCCGCGCCCGCCGAGCCGGGCCUGAGCUGGUGCCCGGCGUGAGUCGCGGCCGGAGCUGUAGCUCGAGCCACAGCCGCAGCGAGAGCCCCAGCCAGAGCCUCCGAGAGCCAGAGUUUUGGAGCGCAGGCCCAGCUGGAACCGCGCCUAGCUCGCCGCCAGGCACCGGACGGAGCACCGGAACGUCGUGUCAGCUUACCACCCGGGUACGGUGGGAGGCAGCGAGCCCGCGACUCCCCGGGCUGGGCACCACCAGGCGCGGAGCCCGGAUCGCCCCUGCCAGGCCUGGUCACGGCGUGAGCACGCAGGAGUUCCUGGGGUCUGGAUCUGCGCGCACCCUUAAGACCUGAGGACCAAAGAGAAAAGAAGAGCGAGGAUUUCAUCUAAGAGUAUAGCGUGGGCACUAGGCUGGGAGGAAAGUGAAGACCACCUGGCACGGGACAGAGGUGCCUGGAACCCACGCUUGAGCAUCGGAGACCCUGGCAUCCUAGUAGCUGCGACCUUGGCUCUGCCCUGUCUGAGCUGGAAACACAGCUUACUUAGCUCCUAGACGUCGCUGGCAAAGGCCUGGCACAAGCGGUCCUCUCACCUGUCUGAGACGGGGCACGGGGUUGGAGGAACCAGGAUCUAGCCUGGCCCCAAGUGGAGCUCUCUGGUGGUCACCGGGGAGCCUGCCUCCUGCCCCAGCUCCUCUGGUGCAGAUGUGCCGCUGCCCGCUGGAGCACCAUGACGGCAGGAUGACCUCAGCCGAAGUAGCAGCAGCAGCUGAUGGUGCUCCGACGGCUGGGCCCCCAGAGUGGCCCCCUGGCAGCCCUCAGGCCCUCCGGCAGCCUGGCCGGGCCCGGGUGUUCAUGGCAGCACUGGUGUGGCUGCUGGCGGGAGCCAGCAUGUCAAGCCUCAACAAGUGGAUCUUCACCGUCCACGGCUUCGGGCGGCCCCUGCUGCUGUCGGCGCUGCACAUGCUGGUGGCGGCCCUGGCAUGCCACCGGGGGGCACGGCGCCCUAUGCCAGGCAGCACUCGCUGCCGAGUCCUACUGCUCAGCCUCACCUUCGGCAUUUCCAUGGCCUGCAGCAAUGUGGGCCUGAGCGCUGUGCCCCUGGACCUGGCGCAGCUGGUCACUACCACCACGCCCCUGUUCACCCUGGCCCUGUCAUCACUGCUGCUGGGCCGCCGCCACCACCCACUUCAGUUGGCCGCCAUGGGCCCACUCUGCCUGGGGGCCGCCUGCAGCCUGGCUGGAGUGUUCCGGGCACCCCCCACUGGCUGUGGCUUCCUGCUCGCGGCCACCUGCCUCCGAGGACUCAAGUCGGUUCAGCAAAGUGCCCUGCUGCAAGAGGAGAGACUGGACGCGGUGACCCUGCUUUAUGCCACCUCGCUGCCUAGCUUCUGCCUGCUGGCAGGUGCAGCCCUGGUGCUGGAGGCUGGCGUGGCCCCGCCGCCCACUGCUGGUGACUCUCGCCUCUGGGCCUGCAUCUUGCUCAGCUGCCUCCUGUCUGUUCUCUACAACCUGGCCAGCUUCUCCCUGCUGGCCCUCACCUCUGCCCUCACAGUCCACGUCCUUGGCAACCUCACCGUGGUGGGCAACCUCAUCCUGUCCCGGCUCUUAUUCGGCAGCCACCUCAGUGCCCUCAGCUACGUGGGCAUCGCACUCACUUUUUCAGGAAUGUUCCUUUACCACAACUGUGAGUUUGUGGCCUCCUGGGCUGCCCGUCGGGGGCUGUGGCGGAGGGACCAGCCCAGCAAGGGUCUUUGAGACUUGGGGGAUCUCAGGAGCCACCUGAGACAGCCCUGGCCCGAAUCCAACCUCAGCUGUGGCCAUAGAAAGAGUGGAGAACAGGGCCGGGCAUGGUGGCUCAUGCCUGUAAUCCCAGCACUUCCAGAGGCCGAGGUGGGUGGAUCACCUGAGGCCAGGAGUUCGAGACCAGCCUGGUCAACAUAGCGAAACCUCGUCUCUACUAAAAAUACAAAAAUUAGCUGGGUAUGGUGGUGUGUGCCUAUAUAGUCCCAGCUACGUGGGAGACUGAGGUGGGAGGAUCACUUGAGCCCUGGAGAUUGAGGCUGCAGUCAGCCAAGAUCAUGUGCCACUGCACUCCAGCCUGGAAGACAGAGCAAAACCCUGUCUCAAACAAACAACAAAAAAGGUGGAGAACAGGCAGUGACCUCUGCUGGGGGUGAUGGCAGGGAGGGGAACCUUCUGGAAGGGCUGCCUUGGAGGCUGGGAUGGGGACUCCCAGGGAGACCUGCCUCCUAUCCCUGCCUGCCUCACCCCUGCCACAGACUCUGCUCACCACUGGAUGGUGGGUCCAAGCCUGGCACAGUCCUUGUGCUUGUCAGAGUCAUUAUUAUGAGUAAUAUCAACUACGAUGCCAAAAAUUGCUGGGCAAACUUUGAAGACCUCAAUGUAUUAUGAUGACGAUGAUGAUGAUUCUUGGUGGUUACACAAUCCUUCCUCCUGGUGGGGGCAGCUAGGAGGCCCAGCGCGGGGGUCUUCUAUCCUGCUGGGCUCCUCUAGGGAGUUGGGGUAGUCUGUGCCAACUCCAGGCAGCUGCUGUGGCCUCACCCCUGGGACCCCCAAUUUUGGGUCAUCUAUCUUCAAAUACACUAUUUUUGCUUGUA